AUGUCAUCAUUACCUAGUAAUACAGGAUCAGUUAUGUUAUCACCACAACAUGCAUCAGUAAAUGGUACAAGAGGAAUAUCACCAGUUGAAACACCCCAACCACAAUCACCUCAACAAUUUUCAUCUAAUGGUUCAAUUUCACCUAGUUCGCAUAGUGAAUGUCCAUCGCCUCCAAUUCAUGAUAAGAGAAAGAGCGAUACAUUUAGUGCAGCAGAUUCAGAGGCUGCUAAAUUAAAAAAUAGAAGUCAUAGUAGCGAAGAUUUAAAAUCAAUGGAUGACAAGAAAAAUAAAAAAUUAUUUGUAACCCCAAAAUUAGUGGCUCCAGCAAAGAAAGGUUCAGAUGAAGUCGUUUUAAAGACUAUCGAUGCCAGAAUGAAAAGCGAACCAUAUUUAAAAAAAUUCAAAUUACACAAUGAAAUUUUACUUCACGAUUAUAGUGCAGCAUUAUUUAGACAGAUUUUACUGCAUGGUAGAUUAUACCUUUUCGAUAGUCAUAUUUGUUUUGAAUCUAAAAUAUUUGGUAUUAAAACAAGUGAAGUUAUAGCUAUUAAAGAUGUAAAACAAAUUAAAAAGAAAAGCAGAUUCACUGUUGGUAUAGAGAUUAUAACAAAUAAUAAUGUAAAAUAUUCAUUCGCAUCAUUUGUAUCCAGAGAUAAAACAUAUAAAGAUUUAUUGGAGGCAUGGAAAGAUGUUACAGGUGAAACCCAUGAAGAUGCUUCAUCGUUUAGCGUAGAUGACGAUAUAGAUGAUGAAAUUAUAAAUAAUGAAGUGGAAAAUCAAAAUAUAUAUACACAACAAAUUGAUGGUUUUGAUAGAGGUGAGGAAACAAAUAGUCAUCCACCCACUCCUCCACAGCAAUCUGAACCACAACAAACUGAACAACCAAAACAAAUAAUAAGUGAAACUCAACAAACAAAACAGGAUGAAAAUAGUAAUAGUAAUAAUAACAAAGGCGAAAUUAUUUUAGAUUCAAAAUCAAAUAACAAUAAUAAAAAUGAAAAUCAAAAUGGUGCAACAGUAUCUUCAACUACUUCACAAGUAGCACCUACCUCACAACAACAAAAACCAAAUGGUGAUACUGCAAUGGUUAAUAAUGGUAAUAGCAAUAAUAACAAUGGUGGUAAUAGUAAUACCCUCUCUACCAUUAAAGAGGUUGAAAAAAGCCCAUUGGAUGAAAUUUAUGGAAGUGUUGAUCAAUAUCUUUCAAAGGAUACCCAACCACAAUCAAUUUUAGAGAGCCAGCAUUCAGAUUUUCAAGAGCUUUUAUCUGACAAUUUUAAUGUUAGUGUUGUAAAUUUUUUUAGAGCCUUAUAUUCAGAUCAAUGUAAUUUUGUUCACAACUAUCAUGUAAAAAGAGGUGAUUCUAAUGUUAAUGUUAAACCAUGGACCUUUAGAGAUAGAUUUGGAACUAUUAGAGAAAUAGAAUAUGUUGCACCUGUAAAUUCACCAAUUGGACCAGAUAAAACUAAAAUUCAAGAGACUCAAAGAUAUCAUUUAACCAAAACUAAAUUAAUUGUCGAAACAGAUACAAUAAUGUUAGAUAUUCCAUAUGGUGAUCAUUUUAGAAUCGAGGCAAAAUGGGAAGUUAUAGAAACUUCAGCAGAAACAUGCAGACUUUCAAUUUCAUUAUGCGUAAGAUUUAUUAAAAAGACUUGGUUCAAGAGUAAAAUUGAAACUACAACUGUCAAAGAAACUAAAACAUCAUUUGAUAAAUGGAUUCAAUUAGCUAAACAAGAAGUUCAAAAAAUGCUUCAAAUUAAACCAAAGCCAACUGCCCCAUCACAUACUCCAGCAUCCCACACUACUACAGUUCCAACUUUAGGUAAAUCUUUAGAUAAAACAGAGAUUUCACGUCUUAAAGAUGAAGAAAGAAUUGAUUCACCUAAACCACAUCAUACAAGAUCGCGUAGUAGACAACAUUUAAUCUCCUCAUCUGGCCAGGUUAAUAAUUCGCCAUCUUCAAAUUCUUUAUUAUCAAAUAUUAUUUCAAACCAACAAACCCAUUCACCAGCGCUACCACCAGUGUCAUCACCAAUUUCAAAUAUAAAUCAAUCACACAACAAUUUAGAAACCCUAUCAAAUUCGGCAAAUGAUCAAUUAACAGUAUCACCAAAACAACAGCUAAAAUCAUCUAAAUCAUCAUUAAAGAAUGAAUCAAGUUUGGUUAAAUUAAAAACACCAAUCGGCGUUUUAUCAUUAAAUGGUAGCCAGGUUACUGUUUUAUUGGUAUCAUUCUUUUUAUUUAUUCUAUAUAUAACAAUGUAUAUACAAAUUGUUAAACUUUCUUCAAAAAUGGAAACUAUGGAGUUAAUUUUUAAAGAUGUAGUAAAUAAUAAUAUUUAUGCAAACAAUUUAAACACUAAAAAAUAAAAUGUAAUAUAAAAAAAUAAAAAAACACAAUAAAAUAUAUUAAUAAACUAUUAAACUUAUUUUUAUUAUAUAUUUAAU
Molecule: messenger RNA, 2448 nt
Organism: Dictyostelium purpureum
Lineage: Eukaryota; Evosea; Eumycetozoa; Dictyosteliales; Dictyosteliaceae
Exons: 5
Coding region: 1-2370 (789 amino acids)
Biological process (GO): intracellular sterol transport
Cellular component (GO): endoplasmic reticulum-plasma membrane contact site; endoplasmic reticulum membrane; plasma membrane
Molecular function (GO): sterol binding; sterol transfer activity
Source: RefSeq, a predicted model, not a curated record